CUUUUCAUCACACAGCUUCCACUUGCAGCCUCGACCUCGCUAUGCAGCCUGCACUCGACUUUAUGUUUCGUUAGACGUGCCGGCUGCUAUGCUUGAAGCCUCGCCUCAACAAAAAUCUGCCUUGGUGGUUUUUUACGCGAGGCAAUGCAACUGGCCUCGCAAUGCCUCUGUCACUUGAAUAGAGCACACCUUGGACGGUGGCAAUCACAUCAAGGACUCGAUCCUAUUCGACGAACGGCCCCGGCUCUACCGAGGACUCCUCGCAGAAGAUUCAAUAGAUUUUGCGUGGGAGCCCGAUACUCCAGCACCGAAUCCCUCAUAGGCAGUCGCCCGCGAUCGAGGUCGCCUUUUCUACAUCCUGUAGCCGGCCCUACGGUUCCGAGCAAGACGAUAUUCAGAGCAGACAACGCGUCGAGACUCCCACAGAACGAAAUCCCGAAUAAACGGCCCCCAUCUGGUCAGCUCCCAAAAGUGCAAAUUUUGAAAAAGUGGCGGGAACCAAGUCUCGACACUCGAACCGACUCAUCCACAAAUGUAUGGACGCUGUGUGAGUCCGACCUCGGAUUGGUGGACAUACCUGAAAACGAGAAUAAUGCGUCGCUCUGGCUCAGUCAGCUCGUUGCCGCGAAGAGAGAACAUGGACGGGACGGCGUGUUGCUCAUUUGGGAGGCUGUGGAGAAGCUCAGGUCACUCCGCGAUGUGACGAGCGAAGAAGCCGAGUUGUUUUGGAGUGCCAUCCUAGAAGCUGUUCUCCACGACGAGGACAGUUUGAAGGAUGUUGUGCUGUUUUCAGAAUGGUUACUUCGUGCUCACUCUGCGCAGUGGCCUUCACUCUACUCGAAGACGAUAUCUUACUGUCUGCGCAAUGGCCAGUACCUCAGAGCAAUACAGUGGCAUCUGCGGCUAAUGCCGAACUUUGACCCUGGGCCAGAAAGAUUCGGCGCCUUGCUACAGGAGUUUGCCAUUGUUCCCAGGGUCGAAAUGCAGCAGACGCUGCAAGCGCUCUACGUCGCGUCUCUUCACCACAGCUCGUACGAUGAGCUUAUCCCCCUUCUAUAUCGCAAUGGCCUUUCUCAACACUGCAACGGAUGGCGCGAUCUGUUCAUAAGCCACAACGACCUGCCUCAACCAACAGCCGAGUCCCAGCCGUACUUGAAGUACCUCGCUCGAUACUAUCCGACCAUCACUCUCGAACUUGAGGAGCAGAUGAUUGUGGGUUUGAACUCACCGGCGUAUUGGGAUGUUCACUACGACUCUCUUUGGGAUGCUAUGAAGCAGCACACGCACGGCGAUGAUGGCGACUCCCCAGGAAGACGACACAGUGAUACGCUGGGUGCACGUUGGUUCGCAAGUUCUUGGGUACCGCUCGAUUUUGCAAUCCAUGCUGUUCAUGCGCUGGGCGUGCGCCAAAUCGGUCCUCUGUCAUUGCAGUCGAUUGCAUUGCGCGAACCUAUCGCACACCGAGUCGUGGCUCGAAUUGAGCAGUUGCGCAAAAUCAACAUUGAUAUUGGCCAUUCCGCAUACUCGCAGGUUCUAAAACGGUUUGCCGAGAACGAGGACAACGAGCUGCUGCUUGAAUUGCUGCAUACAGACAUCCACCCUGACGUCUUUGACGACCCCCAAAUGCUGGCUAGCAUCCGUGACAAAGCCUUAAAAGAAGGGGCCUGGAAGACGCAUCGGCUGCUGGUCGCAAUCCAACCCGCCAUAGUCGAAGAGUCGGUCGACUUGACGUCGAAUCUUUUACUGCAGGAAAGUGUCAAGUAUGGUCAGAGCAGACAGGCUUUGGCCUUGCUGGACGACAUGCGGACCAUGAACAUUGAUGUGUCCAUGUCGACGGUUCAACACAUUUGCUGGAGUAUCCUUGACAUUCUGCCAUGGAACCCAAAGACCACAGCCGUCAACCAAGAGGCUCUGAACACGGCCAUAGCUUAUCUUACGCGUCUGACGCUGCUCAAAAAGCCAGUUCACUCACAUUAUUGGCAAAAGAUCAUCUUCGGCCUCGGGAAGUUUGGCCGCAUCGGCGAGUUGGAAGAACUUUGUAUCGGCAUCAUCGACACCUACGAGAAGCUCUGUAUUUCAGAGGGCGGUUUAUUGCCGGUUCAUUACCUGGAUGCGCCGCCGUUGGGUGUGGAUGGCUCGACCAAUGAUGUUCUCGUGCCAGCUGACCUGCCCAUCGCCCACGAACAUCACCCGGUGCGCCGGAUCUUCAACAAUGCCGCUUUGCACGCCGCGAUCGUUCGAUGGGGGUUUAAGGCAGGCUUCUCUAAAUCCUGCAGCAGUUGGGGUCCUCUUCCCAGCAGCAUGGCAGCCGCGUCUGAAUAUUCAGUCGCACGGGGUGUACGGUUUCUGGCUAUUCUCAAUGGAAGAGGUAUUCCAUUUCGGGCAGCUGUCGUUCAAGAUCAGGUUGUGAGAUGUCUGGCUCGAGCCUAUCUGCCCCAGCACAAGGGAGCAUCUCGCAGGAAGGCUGAACUGCCGCCGCUGAAAAACAUGAGCGAACUGGUCAACAGAGCAGCCGGGCGUGAUUUGCUGCCCAGUACUGCCAAAUUGCGGGACCUGAUGGAGGACGUAUACCCCGGAAAGAGCACGGCGAGUAUGGCCACAAGAAGUGUAACAUCACCUGUAAUACCACACAUGCCGUAGACAAUACACGUGAUGACGCCCGAAUCAUUGCGAGUCGAUGAGGGGUCAUUAAAUUCGCUCAACAUUACUCUAAACACAAGAAAGAAUUCAUACAUCUAAUUUACACCUCUCGUCUUUCUGGGAGGCAUUUUGCGUUGUCUGAACGCGCUUUACAUCACCUG
Molecule: messenger RNA, 2801 nt
Organism: Colletotrichum destructivum
Lineage: Eukaryota; Fungi; Ascomycota; Sordariomycetes; Glomerellales; Glomerellaceae
Exons: 1
Coding region: 145-2640 (831 amino acids)
Source: RefSeq, a predicted model, not a curated record